Nylanderia fulva is the source of this 3366-nucleotide messenger RNA. RefSeq names its product transcription termination factor lodestar (gene lds). Gene Ontology annotation, biological process: DNA repair. Gene Ontology annotation, cellular component: nucleus. The record is from RefSeq and is a predicted model, not a curated record. Gene Ontology annotation, molecular function: ATP-dependent activity, acting on DNA; ATP binding. NCBI's taxonomy places the organism in Eukaryota, Metazoa, Arthropoda, Insecta, Hymenoptera, Formicidae.
AGAUUUAAAAUGCAUGUGUCUCACGUGCGGACCGGUAACGUGUCUGUACAAUUCGUCGCAAAACAAGAAACGAACAGAAGUCGACAAUACGACAAGACGAUUGAACGCAUACAAGGUAUUCGAGUCGCAAAACAGUGAACAAUGGAGAAUAGCUUUACGGAAUGGCGAAAUUCUUCGAGAUACCGAUUAGACGGCGAUUCUAUUAUAAUUUCUGAUACCGACGAGGAGGACUUUGUCGAGAAUUCUGAUACACUCGACAAACGUGCCUUUGUCAUUGAUGAAAGUUAUGAGGAAGAUGUCGAUGUUUCGGAAUACUCGACGCCGCCGAAAACACAUAAAUUUACUGAUGAUGAUGAUGAUGAAGAAGAAGAAGAAGAAGAAAAAAAUACACCAGUUGUUCGCUUGAUUAAACGCAUAGUUCAGGGAAAGAACACAAUAACAGAUUCUGAGUCAGACAGUAAUAAGAGUCAAGAACAAGAAUAUCAUACAUUUAAUGAUUCUGAUAUAGGUAGAGAUGUUGCAGAUACAGAUCAUGAUUCUUUACCUUCCUAUUCACCAAUUGUACACAGUAAUAGGAAAAGGAAGGACAUUAGUCAUGAUAACACUAGAGAAGACAUAAAGGGAUUAAAACUUAAUUCUUCUAACGAAUCACUUACUGACAACAAUAAUUCAGUUAAACAAGAUAAUAUUGAUCAUGAAAUAUCAGAUCGUAAAAUGCAGGAAAUUGAAACCUCUCAUGAUGUAACUGUUGAACUUGGUUCAGAUUCCAGUUCUGGAAGAGCGACACCAAACAGUGAAUCUGAACUAGCAGUAUCUUAUGCAAAAAAAGAAAUUGGUGUUGGAAAUAUAGAUCCAUUAGUAGCACAAAAAAGAGCAAUUAUGGCUUGUAAAUUGGAACAACUUAAUACUCAAUUAAGUAAUUUAAAAUCAUUGUUCACUGAAGGAAACAUUGAAGUAUUACCUGACAGAGGACAGAAAGUGUAUGAAAGUAUACGUGAAAAAGAAACAGAAAUUGAAAAGUUGAUAGCCGAAAUGGAAAGAACACCUUUGGUGCAAAGCUUUAAUAAGGAAGACAAUAAAGUAUCAAAAGAUACCUUAUCCCAUUUGAUAAAAAAAGAGCCAUUGUUUGUCAAAGAUGAAUCAUACUUGGAUCAUUCGGAUUCAAAUUCGGAUUCAUAUUUGGAUAUUAAUAAUUUGAUGAAACCAUCUACAUCUCCUGAAUUAAGGGAAUUGGGCAAGAAGGCACAAGCGACAAGAGAUAGAGAGCUCGCUCUAACGGUUGAACGAUUACAUGAUUUGCAUGGAUCACUUGCAGCUCGUCCGGCAGAAAAUGAAAGAGCAGAAGACCCAAGAGGAUUAAAAAUACAGUUAAUGGCACAUCAGAAGCACGCCCUUAAAUGGCUUAUGUGGAGGGAAAAACAAAAGCCGGCUGGUGGCGUUUUAGCUGACGAUAUGGGUUUAGGUAAGACACUGACUAUGAUAUCUUUGAUUAUGAGUACUAUUGACCAAAAAGAUUCAACAGAUGAAAGUGAUGACAACAAAGAUAGCGAAGAUGAGUGGAGUAACAAUCAUAAACCUUUAUAUCAUAAAGGUGGUAGUCUAGUAGUAUGUCCUGCAUCUUUAUUGGCACAAUGGGAUAAUGAAGUGCGAAACAGAUGCAAACGCGGUAUGUUGUCCGUCGAGAUAUAUCAUGGCAGCAAUCGAGAGAGCGUUCCUAAACGCCUGUCGAAAAAUGAUAUAGUUAUUACAACGUAUAAUAUAUUAUCUCGAGAACAUAAAACAGGAUCUACAUUAUUUAAGAUUAAUUGGAGAAGGGUGAUACUCGAUGAAGCUCAUAUAGUAAGAAAUCAUAAGAGUCAAGCGUCUUUAGCUGUCUGUGGACUUAAGGCAAAGAAUCGAUGGGCUCUCACUGGUACACCUAUACAAAAUAAAGCAUUGGAUUUAUAUUCUAUUUUGAAGUUUCUUAGGUGCUCGCCAUUUGAUGAUUUACGCGUUUGGAAGCGGUGGGUAGAUAACAAGAAUGCUGCAGGCCAUCAAAGAUUGGCGACAGUCAUGAAGUCCUUGAUGUUACGAAGAACUAAGGAAGAAUUAAUAACAAAAGGCGAUUUGGAGACUUUACCCGACAAAUCUAUCGAGGAAGUGACGGUCAAACUCGAUCCGCAGGAACAACUAGUAUACGAGAAAAUUUUAGCUUACUCUCGUACUCUGUUUGCACAGUUCUUAGCUCAAAGAGCAGAGAAGGAUCAUAUGUAUGAUUUGUAUGCUGGAAAAUAUGAUGCCCCUGCCUAUCUUUCAAAUCCAAACAAAGACACGCAAUUCACGAAGGCUCAGAACAAAUUAUUAAAAAUGCAUGCCGAUGUAAAAACGCACGAAAUCUUGAUGCUUUUACUACGAUUACGGCAAUUAUGUUGUCAUCCGGCAUUGAUCCAUGCGAUGUUGGAUCAGGAUGACGUGAAGCAAAGUGGAAUAAUGGAUGAGAAUGUUGAUCCCGAUUUAUUGUCACGAGUCAGUAACAUAUCGCUUAAUGGAAUUGAUAAUAUGGAAGAGGAAAACGAUGUUGAUGAAAAAAUAGUUGGAAACCUACUUACUGCUGAAAAUCCAGUAUUUGAUAAUGAUCGCAUUAGUUCUAAAAUGAGGAUCUUGCUUAAUAUGGUUAAAGAAAUUUUACAAAAGGAUGAGGAUAAACUCAUUAUCGUUUCACAAUGGGCCACUCUAUUAGACAUUAUAGCAUCGCACUUGUCUUCAAUAAAAGGCGCCACAUUUAGCAAAUUUACCGGAAGUGUCGCUAUCAAAGACCGCCAAGGUGUAGUGGAUUCUUUUAAUAGUAAAAAUUCCGGCCCAAGAAUCUUGUUGCUUUCACUUACUGCUGGUGGAGUAGGAUUAAAUUUGGUAGGCGGCAAUCAUUUAUUAUUAUUUGACAUUCAUUGGAAUCCACAAUUGGAGACACAGGCGCAAGAUAGGAUUUAUCGCUUUGGUCAAACAAAAAAUGUCUACAUCUACAAAUUUAUUUGUACUGAUACAAUAGAGGAACGCAUAAAAGCCUUGCAAGAGCGAAAGCUCGAGAUAGCACAUAAUGUAUUGAGUGGCGACAAUAAUGCUGGGAUGAAGCUUACUCUCAAUGAUCUUAAGUCACUGUUUGGUUUUUAAUUUAUUUUAUUUUGUGAUAUAUAUUAAUAGAGAAAGCACAUACACAAACAUAACACUAUGAUAGUUACGUAUAAAAAAACUUAUUUAAAUUUUGAGCAUAUAAAAUAUUUUUAUGGUGUAUAAUUUGUAGCUCUCGUACACGUUGAUGUAUAUUUAUUUUAUUAAUUUUUCAUAAUAGUAGACUACGAAUACUAAUACUCUAUGGACAAUGUUUUAUCU